GUCUGCUACUGAGUCUAUCUGUCUGUCCAUUCUGAAGAUUAGUUUCCAAUUUUUGGCAGUAUCACGAUUCUAAAGUUUCUCUAGUUUCUAUGAUUGAAUCAUGGCUAGACGGUUAGAAAAUGCGUACAGGCAAGAAGGACCCACUCGCCCUUUGCCAACAGAACCUCCUUACACACUCUAUGUGGGAAAUUUGCCUAAGGGUGUAGUUCAAGGUGAUAUUGAACACAUGUUCGGAGGAAUGAAUAUAUCCAGUAUACGUUUAGUGAGAGAUAAAGAAACAGAUAGGUUUAAAGGUUACUGUUAUGUUGAAUUUGAUGACUUAGAAUCCUUAAAGCGUGGUCUUGAAUUAGAUGGUGCUGAGGCAGAAGGACGUUCUAUAAGAGUCGACAUAGCUGAUGGCAGGAGAGGAGAUAAAGGUGGAUUUAGAGGUGGGAGAGGAGGAGGACAAGGUUUUGAUCGAAGUGCUCCUGGUUUUGGUUCAGGUCGGGGUAGAUAUAAUGAAGGAAACAGAGGCCGUGGCACUGGAAACUUUCGUGGUGGCUUUACCGACAGGGAAUCUGACAGAGGGCGAGGAUCUGGAAAUUAUAUGAGAUCGACCCCAAACAGAGAACAGAAAACAUCUCCAGACUUCAAGGAGCCAACAUCAGAGGAAGCUGCUGCAAGACCUAGGUUAAAAUUACUUCCAAGGUCAGUUAAAGAUCCUGUAAAUGCUGUGGCUGAUACAUCAAAUAGAUCGAGCAUUUUUGGAGAGGCAAAGCCUAGAGAUGAAAAGGUAUUUACGGAGAAGAAAGUUGACGAAUUGCCAUUUAAUUAUCCUUCAGAAAUAGGUGUGAAGUGACAACCUUUAAAAAGCAAUUGGUAUUUGUGAUAUCUCUACAGUUUUAUUUUCAUAUUUCUGCUUUAAGUUUAAAAAGCUUAACAUACAUUUGUUUUUAUUUAAUAAUAAAAUGAAUGGUUUAUAGAGCAUGUUAACAGAUGACAAGUAAUUAAAAUGUACUGUGCAAUCCUGUAACUAAAGACCGUGAAAUUCAUGUAAGUGUAGGUAAUAUCUGUUGUUAAUAUUAAAUUUGUAUCAGUAUUAUAUCCUUAGAUAUCAUUAUUCUUAAAUUUUGUAUGGGAUUGGAACAAAGAAUUAUAGAUGCAAUAUGAAUGUUGAUACUAUUUAUUCAUUGUAAUUGCAGUUAAUGUGGCUAGAAUUUUACUGACUGUAAAAUGAAUCUUAUAUUUACACAGACAAUUUAUGCCAUUGCUAUUGAAUAAAAUAAAUUCUGGUGUAAAGCUUUA
Messenger RNA from Stegodyphus dumicola, 1284 nucleotides. Its product is annotated as eukaryotic translation initiation factor 4H-like. Gene Ontology annotation, molecular function: RNA binding. NCBI's taxonomy places the organism in Eukaryota, Metazoa, Arthropoda, Arachnida, Araneae, Eresidae. The record is from RefSeq and is a predicted model, not a curated record.